UUUUUUUUCCCUUUCUUCACUUCACCUCUGCAUUUUCCUUUUAUCUCUUUCCCGAAUGUUAUGUUAUGUUAUGUUAUGUCAUGUUAUGUUAGCAGAGAGAGAGAUCAGGUAACUCUUUUUGGUUAGGGUUUAAAGAGGGGGCAUGCCGAAGUAGGGCUCCUCGGUUUUCCUUUUUAAGCAACCCCAAAGUCCCACUGAGAUUUCACGUAAUUGUCUUGGCUAAAUCGGUAAAUCGCUGCCUCCAUCAUGGCGUGAUAAAUGAAACAAAAAGAGUUGGUAUUGGUAAAAUCCCUUUGCCUUUCCCCACUCCCCCGCGCUCUCUCCACCCUCUUUUAUCCUUCUUCAGCUGUUUCCUUUUCUUCCACAUAUAAAAGGUUCGCUCCGUGUGUUCCUCCUCUUUCGGGAUCUAUCGGUCGCGCGGCACCUAAUCUAACCCCUCCCGCAGUCAGAUCGGCUAGGAGAGCCGCCGGCCGGAGAGAAGCCAGCCCAUCUGUAGCCGCCCUCGGAGAAGCAAAGGGAAAAACAUGGUGAGGGGGAAGACCCAGAUGAAGCGCAUCGAGAAUGCCACGAGCAGGCAGGUCACCUUCUCCAAGCGCCGGAAUGGACUCCUCAAGAAGGCCUUCGAGCUCUCCGUCCUCUGCGACGCCGAGGUCGCCCUCAUCGUCUUCUCCCCGCGAGGCAAGCUCUAUGAGUUCUCCAGCACCUGCAUGCAAAAGACCUUGGAACGCUACCACGGUCAUUCCAAAGAUGUCGAUGUCAACAACAGGCCAGCCGAGACAAGUGUGCAAUGGAGACAUGAAGCUGCAAACAUGGCCAAGAAGGUUGAGCAGCUAGAGAUCACAAAAAGGAGGCUCAUGGGUGAAGGUUUGGGAUCGUGCUCCAUGGAAGAGCUUCAAGAGAUAGAAGGCCAAUUGGAACGAAGCCUCAACAAUAUUAGGGAACGGAAGGUUCAUUUGUUUCUGGAGCAGAUUGAGAAGUUGAAAGAAAAGCAAAGGGCCUUGUCAGAGGAAAAUGCACUGCUGCGUGAAAAGUGUGAAGUGCAACACCAACUUCACCAAGCUGCCCAAAAGGAAGCCCAAAUCAAUUUGGAGGAUGACCAACACCCAGACGUCGAAACAGAACUGUUUAUUGGAAGGCCAGAAGGUAGGAGGGUUUCUUCCUACUUGUAAGCUUCAAUUGGAUGCUGCUGGUCCCUGACCAUCAUUAUGAUAAUAAUCCAAAACUUUAAAAAGGAAAAAUGGAAAAUGACUGACUCAAGUGUAUAUACUCGAGUGGAGAGACAGAAGACAGGACUUUCGUAUGGAUGCACAGUCUUAAUUACAAAGAGAGACGAUUAAGAAGAAAGAACCAUAUUGUAAGGUCUAGAGACAAGAAUGAUAUUUGGCAUGAGAAAUGUCCAAGCUCGCUAGUGUGAAUUCGAAUUACCCUGCGUAACGCAUUCUUCUGAUAAAAUUUAUGCUGGAAAAGGCUUGUCAAAUUUCGAAAAUUUAGGACGAGUUUUUCUUCAUCUGCCAUGUUUCUUUAUGUAAGCUUAUCAUGCAGUGACUGUUUCUUCUUA
Nymphaea colorata (pocket water lily) is the source of this 1558-nucleotide messenger RNA. RefSeq names its product MADS-box protein SOC1-like. The transcript has 7 exons. Gene Ontology annotation, molecular function: DNA-binding transcription factor activity, RNA polymerase II-specific; protein dimerization activity; RNA polymerase II cis-regulatory region sequence-specific DNA binding. Gene Ontology annotation, cellular component: nucleus. NCBI's taxonomy places the organism in Eukaryota, Viridiplantae, Streptophyta, Magnoliopsida, Nymphaeales, Nymphaeaceae. The record is from RefSeq and is a predicted model, not a curated record. The coding region runs from base 525 to 1169 and encodes 214 amino acids. Gene Ontology annotation, biological process: positive regulation of transcription by RNA polymerase II.